This is a messenger RNA of Raphanus sativus (radish), 2439 nucleotides long. Its product is annotated as heat shock 70 kDa protein 6, chloroplastic. The coding region runs from base 121 to 2262 and encodes 713 amino acids. The record is from RefSeq and is a predicted model, not a curated record. The transcript has 8 exons. Lineage: Eukaryota; Viridiplantae; Streptophyta; Magnoliopsida; Brassicales; Brassicaceae. Gene Ontology annotation, molecular function: heat shock protein binding; ATP hydrolysis activity; ATP-dependent protein folding chaperone. Gene Ontology annotation, biological process: protein refolding; cellular response to unfolded protein. Gene Ontology annotation, cellular component: chloroplast; cytoplasm.
UCUUCCUCCUCUCACCUAACACCACCACUAGGGUUUCUCUUCAACCUCUCCUUCUCAUCUCUCCCUCUCAUCUCUCUCCACUCACGUCGUCGCCUUUCCUUCUCUCGCAACCUCGAAAAAAUGGCUUCAUCCACCGCUCAGAUUCACGUCCUCGGCGGAAUUGGAUUCGCCACUUCCUCCAAGAGGAACCUCAACGCCAACGCCAAAGGCAACCUCAAGCCGAGAAGCGCCUUCUUCGGCGCCAGGACCGGUCCUUUCUCCACCCAGACCUCCGCCUUCCUCAAAAUGAACAACACCAGGAGAGGCUCUCGAUACGCUGUAGGACCCGUCCGCGUAGCGAACGAGAAGGUCGUCGGAAUCGAUUUGGGAACGACCAACUCCGCCGUAGCCGCCAUGGAAGGAGGCAAGCCGACGAUUGUGACCAACGCCGAAGGUCAGAGGACGACGCCGUCCGUGGUGGCCUACACGAAGAGCGGGGACAGGCUCGUCGGGCAGAUUGCGAAGAGGCAGGCGGUUGUGAAUCCGGAGAACACGUUCUUCUCGGUGAAGAGGUUUAUUGGAAGGAGGAUGAACGAGGUUGACGAGGAGGCGAAGCAGGUGUCUUACAGAGUUGUGAAGGAUGAUAACGGGAACGUGAAGCUGGAGUGUCCUGCUAUUGGUAAACAGUUUGCUGCUGAGGAGAUUUCAGCUCAGGUUUUGAGGAAGCUUGUGGAUGACGCUUCGAGGUUCUUGAAUGAGAAAGUGACUAAGGCGGUGGUCACUGUGCCUGCUUACUUUAAUGACUCGCAGAGGACGGCUACGAAAGAUGCUGGGAGGAUUGCUGGGUUGGAAGUUCUUCGUAUUAUCAAUGAGCCGACGGCUGCUUCUUUGGCUUAUGGGUUUGAGAGGAAAAGCAAUGAGACUAUUCUUGUCUUUGAUCUUGGUGGUGGUACCUUUGAUGUCUCAGUGCUUGAGGUUGGUGAUGGUGUGUUUGAAGUACUUUCUACUUCUGGUGACACACAUUUGGGUGGUGAUGAUUUUGACAAGAGGGUUGUUGAUUGGCUUGCUUCAAACUUCAAGAAAGAUGAGGGUAUUGAUCUUCUGAAAGACAAACAAGCACUUCAAAGGUUGACAGAGGCAGCAGAAAAAGCUAAAAUCGAGCUUUCAUCUCUGACUCAAACGAAUAUGAGCUUGCCAUUUAUCACGGCCACAGCUGAUGGACCUAAACACAUAGAAACCACCCUCACACGUGCCAAGUUCGAGGAAUUGUGCUCAGAUUUACUGGACAGGUGUAAGACUCCCGUUGAGAAUUCUCUGAGAGAUGCAAAGCUCAGCUUUAAGGAUAUUGAUGAAGUGAUCCUUGUUGGUGGAUCCACACGUAUUCCUGCUGUUCAGGAAGUCGUCAGGAAGCUGACUGGGAAAGAACCCAAUGUCACAGUAAACCCUGAUGAGGUUGUAGCUUUAGGUGCUGCGGUUCAGGCUGGUGUUCUAGCUGGAGAUGUGAGCGACAUUGUCCUUCUUGACGUGACACCCCUAUCCAUUGGUUUAGAAACACUUGGCGGUGUUAUGACCAAGAUUAUUCCAAGGAACUCAACUCUGCCUACUUCCAAGUCGGAAGUCUUCUCCACUGCUGCUGAUGGACAGACAAGUGUUGAGAUUAAUGUGUUGCAGGGUGAGAGGGAGUUUGUCCGGGAUAACAAGUCUCUUGGCAGCUUCCGGCUAGAUGGCAUCCCACCAGCACCACGUGGAGUUCCACAGAUCGAAGUCAAAUUUGACAUCGACGCCAAUGGAAUUCUAUCCGUCAGUGCUAGUGACAAAGGCACCGGAAAGAAACAAGACAUCACCAUUACUGGUGCCAGUACAUUGCCCAAGGACGAGGUAGAGCAAAUGGUCCAAGAAGCAGAAAGGUUUGCAAAGGACGACAAGGAGAAGAGAGACGCAAUUGACACAAAGAACCAGGCGGAUUCAGUGGUGUAUCAAACAGAGAAGCAACUCAAAGAACUCGGAGAGAAGAUUCCAGGUGAAGUGAAAGAGAAGGUGGAGGCCAAGCUACAAGAGCUGAAAGACAAGAUUGCAAGUGGAACUACUCAAGAGAUCAAGGACACGAUGGCUGCUCUUAACCAAGAAGUGAUGCAGAUUGGUCAGUCGAUGUACAACCAGCCUGGAGCAGGAGCAGCAGGUGCAGGUCCUUCCCCUGGAGGCGAAGAUGCUUCAUCAGCUGAUUCAACCGGGAAAGAUGGCGAUGAUGUGAUUGACGCUGACUUCACAGACAGCAGCAAAUGAUGAAAGAAAUACGGUUUUGAAUUCAUAUAUCCGAUGAAACACAUGAUUUUGUAGGCUUGAUUGGGUUGAGAAACAACGCAUGUGAACACGAAAUGUUUUUACAGAAUGUGUUGUUACGUUAUUCCUGCAUGUUAUUGCCUUCUUUUGGAACUAUAAAUAAGGAUAUUUUUCAAAUGA